UCCCGUGAGGUUCUUCGAGGCCUCACUACAACGUGGAUUUUACUCUACCGAAAAUUCACAUUCUCUCAAGUUUUAUUAUAUAUUACUAUAAUUAUUGUUAUUAAUAGUAUACUGUCUGGUGAGGAUCCUAUUACAUCAGAGUCAUGGCGAGUUUCAUGAAACUUGUCGUCAGCAAUUACAAUGAAAUUCUGGAGUCAACCAAAGAUCCAAUGGUCGACGAGUGGCCACUCAUGAGCUCUCCCGGACCUGUUCUACUCAUUCUCGGUGUCUAUCUCUUAUUUGUCCUAAAAAUUGGACCGAAGAUGAUGGAGUCGAGGCCUCCAUUUCAACUCACCAAUAUACUCAUUCUGUAUAACGGGGCACAAGUUUUAUUCAGCAUUUGGCUUGCAACAUUGGCACUGAAAGCAGAUUUCUUGAGCUACAUAUUCACGAAGACCUGUACUUCUGGAACAAUAAGCGAUAAAAAUCAUCAGAGAAUGUUGACGACAGCUGCCUGGUGGUAUUUCUUCUCAAAAGUAAUAGAAUUGCUAGACACGGUCUUCUUUGUUCUGAGAAAGAAGCAGAAUCAAGUGACAUUUCUUCAUGUCUAUCAUCACACGAUAACAGCCCUGUUCUCGUGGUGCUAUUUGAAACUUCUUCCUGGUGAGCAGGGGCUCCUCAUCGGAUUUCUCAACGCCUCUGUCCAUAUUGUCAUGUACACUUAUUACUUGAUCGCUGCGCUAGGUCCGCAAUACAGAAAGUACCUGUGGUGGAAGAAGUACAUGACUUGGAUCCAACUGGUCCAAUUUUGUCUGAUGCUUGUUUACCUUAUGUCGAUUCUCGCAAUGGACUGCCCACUGCCAAAGGCUCUCACCUACUUCUUCGUAACGAAUGUCGUCAUUUUCCUCUACCUCUUCAGUGAUUUUUAUCGAAAAGCAUACACAAAGAAAAACGCUUUGAAGAAGGAGACAUGAGUGCCAACAAAGAAAUCUAAUGAACUGUGAGAUAAAGAAACAAUGUGUUAAUAUUCUGUCACGAGAUUGAAUGCCAGAAGUACAGUAGAGGCGUCGUAUAAGAUACCUUAGGGACAGUAGGAGAGUGGAAAUCCGGGAACCCCCGUGCCCCCACUACGCGCGCCGAUA
Diachasma alloeum is the source of this 1121-nucleotide messenger RNA. It is a transcript of the gene bond, whose product is annotated as elongation of very long chain fatty acids protein AAEL008004. Lineage: Eukaryota; Metazoa; Arthropoda; Insecta; Hymenoptera; Braconidae. Gene Ontology annotation, cellular component: endoplasmic reticulum membrane. The coding region runs from base 144 to 953 and encodes 269 amino acids. The record is from RefSeq and is a predicted model, not a curated record. The transcript is spliced from 7 exons. Gene Ontology annotation, molecular function: fatty acid elongase activity. Gene Ontology annotation, biological process: fatty acid elongation, saturated fatty acid; fatty acid elongation, monounsaturated fatty acid; sphingolipid biosynthetic process.